This is a messenger RNA of Hemiscyllium ocellatum (epaulette shark), 1209 nucleotides long. RefSeq names its product ATP-sensitive inward rectifier potassium channel 10-like. The transcript is spliced from 2 exons. Gene Ontology annotation, biological process: regulation of monoatomic ion transmembrane transport; potassium ion import across plasma membrane. The record is from RefSeq and is a predicted model, not a curated record. Gene Ontology annotation, molecular function: inward rectifier potassium channel activity. The annotation marks the transcript as partial. NCBI's taxonomy places the organism in Eukaryota, Metazoa, Chordata, Chondrichthyes, Orectolobiformes, Hemiscylliidae. Gene Ontology annotation, cellular component: plasma membrane.
AUGGCCUCCAGCAAGGUGUUCUCCUCCCGCACCACGCAGACGGACUCCCACCCCCUCCUGCGGCCCGGCGGGAGUCGCCAGCGCCGGCGGGUGCUGACCAAGGACGGGCACAGCAACGUCCGCAUCGAGCACGUGCGGGACUGGCGCUUCCUCUACCUGAAGGACCUGUGGACCACCUUCAUCGACCUCAAGUGGCGCUACAAGCUGGCGCUGUUCUCCGCCACCUUCGCCGGCACCUGGUUCCUCUUCGGCCUGGCCUGGUACCUGGUGGCGCUGGCCCAUGGGGACCUGCCGGCGCCCCUGCCCCCCGGCGCCAACCACACCCUGUGCGUGGCCAACAUGCAGAGCCUGACGGCCGCCUUCCUGUUCUCGCUGGAGUCGCAGACCACCAUCGGCUACGGCUUCCGCUACAUCUCGGAGGAGUGCCCGCUGGCCAUCGUGCUGCUCAUCGGGCAGCUCAUCGCCACCAGCCUGCUGGAGGUCUUCGUCACCGGCACUUUCCUGGCCAAGAUCGCCCGGCCCAAGAAGCGGGCGGGCACCGUGCGCUUCAGCCACCACGCCGUGGUCUCCUCGCGCGACGGGAGGCUCUCCUUGAUGAUCCGGGUGGCCAACAUGCGCACCAGCCUGCUGCUGGGGUGCCAGGUGACCGGCAAGCUCCUGCGGGCGCAGCGGGCCGCCGAGGGCGAGAGCUUCCGGCUCCAGCAGCUCAACGUGGACUUCCACGUGGACGCGGGCACCGACAGCCCCUUCCUCAUCCUGCCCCUCACCUUCUACCACCUCAUCGACGAGGCCAGCCCCUUCUGCCGGGCGGCGGCGGCGCCCGGCCGCGACCAGGACUUCGAGCUGGUGGUCAUCCUCAGCGGCACGGUGGAGUCCACCAGCGCCCUGUGCCAGGUGCGCACCUCCUACCUGCCCGAGGAGAUCCUCUGGGGCUACGAGUUCUGCCCUGCCAUCUCCCUGUCGCCGGGCGGCAAAUACGUAGCCGACUUCGCCACCUUCGACCGGGUGGCCAAGGUGGCUGGGACGGAGACCCUCCGGCCUGGAAGCGGCGCCGGGCUAGGCCUCAUCCCCGACCCACCAGGCCUCAUCCCCGACCCACCAGGCCUCUCGGUGCAAGGUUGGGGUCUCCCGCUCCCUCGGAGGGCAGGCCGAGCUGAGCUGGGGCCCCGCUCCCGAGUCUGGCCUGCACUCCUCACGUCCUCCCUCCUG